Molecule: messenger RNA, 2156 nt
Organism: Tigriopus californicus
Lineage: Eukaryota; Metazoa; Arthropoda; Copepoda; Harpacticoida; Harpacticidae
Exons: 1
Coding region: 1265-1867 (200 amino acids)
Source: RefSeq, a predicted model, not a curated record
AUUUUCAGUAUCAUACAACAUCUCCAUGAUCAUUCUUCCUCAAAUGAGUUAUGACGUAAUGAUUGCUCCAAUCCAUCAUUAUCGAGACGUUGGGGGGACACGCACAUAGAGCAAAGGCCCAAUUCAUGCUAAAAGCUUGAACGUUGCUUUUAGCGUGAAAGCAAGUAAUCACGUCGAGAAUGGACCAUUAUUAGUGAUGCCGCCUCAAAAUCUCCAAAUAACCUGGUCGGAAUCGGACCACAUUCCCACUUUGACCAUUCCUUUCAUUAAGCAUGGACUUAGAGUGCUCAAGUGGUGGGUAUGAGGUCUCUAUGCACAUUAUCAUUUCCCCCUGGCUGUCCACUCGAAUUACCCGUUCGGUUCCCAUUUCUUCCUUCUCACCCGGGUCUCACCCGGUCCACGAGCCCUUCCCAAGAACGAGGGAAGGGCGGAUUGCCUUUCUCUCGCUCUUCUUUGAAGUUGGAGAGAGGGAAAAGGAACAGGAACACUACAAGUGAGCGGCGAUCGUCCGACAGGUUGUGAAGAAUGGGAACUCGGGUGGUGAAAGCCGGGUUCAGUCGGGUCGGGUCAGUCACCGGGGUGCCGAAUAAAAAGUCUAGCCGUGGGAUUCGCUCUUCUCCACGAUUGGGGGCUACACUGCGAGCUUUUCUUGAAAGGCCAUCCUGAUGAGAAUGAAUUUUCCCAAGACGAGAUCUUGGCCGGCAAGACCGAGGGAACAAAUGCUAUGCAGCCUUGUUCCUUGUUGAAGGAGGAGAGAGAGUAGUUUGAAAGUGGAAAAAUGACGACCACUCGCGAAUUGAACUUGCCGCGAGCCAGGCCAAUGAUUGUGAACCCACCGUCAGAUUGAGUGUCGUGGAGGGAGGGAGGAGGGACUGUGAGAUGGGGACGGGCCCGCGAGCUUUAUGGACAGACCCGAAAGAAACUCGGGGAGGAAAAGUCAUGUUGGAACUUGGGGGAACCAGACGAGUAACCACCACAUUGUGCGUGUGUCUCUAAAGAAUUUGAUUGGACGAAGAAAGGAACUCCUUUCGAGGAGGGUUUCAAGAUGUGAAGAUAACACAAUGUUUGGUGGUGGAAGAGGGUAAUCUUUUAAGGUCCGUGAACGAACCCGGACAAAUGAACGCAAUCCGUGUUAAAGUUGAGUGAUUGUUUUCGAAUCGUUGGGCCCAUUCAAAGCCAACAUAGCCCUUCAUCAUUCCGUUUUGGAUUCACCGAUUCCCCUCCAUCCCCGCCCUCCCUUGGCGCUUGCUGCCAAGUUUCCAACAUGGAAACGCCCAAAAUUAGUUCCAGUGUUCCAAGAAGCAGGCGAAGCUCACUUCGUCGGGGAGAGGAUCGCAUUCGACACCUACUAAUGGCCUUAUGCUUGAUGAUUACAUGGACAAUUUCAUCAAGCCAUGCAAACGGACCACCAGACACAACAUUGUGUCCAUUAAACGAGUACAUUGAUGAUAGUGAUGAGACCGUGCGAGAGUUCUUCGAGUGCCCGGGUUUAGAGGAUCCUCCAGACCACCGAUUAUGCUGUGAGGAGAAAUGUUGUCCGCUCGUAGAGAUUGACUCGGUUCUCAAGGUGGACAUCCGGAUAGCCAUGAUCAUUUCGCUGAGCGUGAUCUGUCUUUGUGUAUUUACGGGCAUCGUGAUCGUACUUUGCUGCUUCAUAUCCUCUUGUCCUCUCUAUGAUGUGUGCUUGGGUGGAUGGGGCUCGGACGAAGCUCCCAAGAAUUACCCGCCAUACUUGGGACCAGGUUACAUUCCAUCCGAUAUGCAUCCACUCACACUCAAUGGCGGAUCAAAAAUUACAGAGAAGGAGCAUACCAUCGCAGACGGGAUAUCUCCAAUCAAGUUGGCCACGGACGCUGACCACGUGUGACUUUAGUUGACUUUGUGUCCGAGGACGAAAUCUCAUUUAUCAGUAUUACGACCUCUCCGGACGGUUGGACUUUGUACAAAGUCCGGCAUAAUGCCAUUCGAUGAAAUCAACCGCGAUGGCGCCAACGUCCCCCACUGCCUUAUCCAUUUAUCACAUUGAUCUCUUUUGAUUUGGAAAUUCACACUCCUCCUCGAUUUCUCGAGGCCAUGGUUUCAUUUAAUCAGUAUCAGUAUGCUACUAAAGGAAGCCCAAAUAAAAGCGAUGUCAACACGCACUAAAGAUUCACAAA